AUAACAAUCCUCUACAACAAAAAGCAGAGAUCUUAAAUAUAAUUAAAGUAAUGGAUUCCAGUUAUAUUUCACGAGAUGCAUAUAGGAACUUAGCUGCAAUAAAUUUUCAUUUACUACAUGAAUAUAUUGUUGUAAAUGAACAAAUGAAGUUAACCCAAGAGAUGACUAAUAAGAUUCAAAUUAAUCUUAUAAAUAUGAAUAAGGCAAUAAACAAUAUUAAUUCAGAAGAAGAAGAAUCUGAUACCGAUACUGAUAUCGAUACUAAUGAAAUCAAUAGAUCUGAAUUUAUAGAUGGACAAU
Molecule: messenger RNA, 300 nt
Organism: Racocetra persica
Lineage: Eukaryota; Fungi; Glomeromycota; Glomeromycetes; Diversisporales; Gigasporaceae
Source: the annotation of a GenBank genome assembly